AUGCUGCCACCUCUGGCUGCCCUGCGGCCGGCAGGCCUCACUGCCACCCUCGCAGCUUCGAUGCGCACCUACGCCGCUGCCGCGGCCACCGCUCGCACCGCUCCCUCCAAGAACCCUGUGCAGCCGCGUGUGGCCACCCCCGAAACGCAAUUCGAGCAGACCAAUGCUCCAAGACGGCAAAGCAACGUUAUCCAACUGAAGACCUAUAAGCCGAGAACACCAGGCUUGCGCCACUUGAGACGUCCCAUCAACGACCAUCUCUGGAAAGGACGGCCGGUUAAAACGCUCACGUUUGCGAAAACCGGCCAAGCGAAGGGGGGUAGGAAUGUCACUGGUAGGGUCACAGUAAGACACCGCGGAGGCGGUCACAAGCGGAGGGUACGCGUUGUCGACUUCAAGCGCAGUGAGCCCGGCAAACAGCGUGUGCUGCGUAUCGAAUACGAUCCCAACCGCAGCGCACACAUUGCACUGCUCAAGCACGAGGAGACCAAGAAUCUGAGCUACAUCAUCGCACCCGAGGGCAUGAGGGAAGGCGACGUGAUCGAGAGCUUCUUGUCUGGCAUUCCUCGCGCUCUGAUCCUGUCCAUGGGUGGCACUGUUGAUCCCGGUAUGCUUGCGGCCAAGACCGCUUUCCGCGGCAACUGUUUACCUCUUCACAUGGUGCCGCUCGGUACCCAGGUCUUCUGCGUGGGAUCGACGAAGAACAAGAGGGCAGUGUUCUGCCGCAGCGCCGGCACGUAUGCGACGGUGAUUUCUAAGGGCGAGGUGGGCAAGAAGAUCAAGGACGUUACAGUUCGUCUGCAGAGCGGCGAGCUGAGGAGAUGCGAUAAGGAUGCUUGCGCCACCAUUGGAGUGGCUAGUAACACCCAUCACCACUUCAGGCAGCUCGGAAAGGCCGGUAGAUCGCGGUGGUUGGGCAGAAGACCUUCGGUGAGAGGUUUGGCCAUGAACGCGGCUGAUCACCCCCACGGUGGUGGUAGAGGUAAAUCCAAGGGUAACGUUCACCCUGUCAGCCCUUGGGGUGUGCCAGCCAAAGGUGGAUACAAGACCCGCAAAGCCAGGAACCCGAACAAGUGGCUUGUGCAGGACCGCGUCAGGAACCAGGGCAAGAGGCGGUCGAAGAACAAAUAG
This is a messenger RNA of Diplodia corticola, 1131 nucleotides long. RefSeq names its product 50s ribosomal protein l2. Bases 1 to 1131 code for a protein of 376 amino acids. The transcript is spliced from 2 exons. Gene Ontology annotation, biological process: cytoplasmic translation. Gene Ontology annotation, cellular component: large ribosomal subunit; ribosome. The record is from RefSeq and is a predicted model, not a curated record. Lineage: Eukaryota; Fungi; Ascomycota; Dothideomycetes; Botryosphaeriales; Botryosphaeriaceae. Gene Ontology annotation, molecular function: transferase activity; structural constituent of ribosome; RNA binding.